Molecule: messenger RNA, 2678 nt
Organism: Trichoderma citrinoviride
Lineage: Eukaryota; Fungi; Ascomycota; Sordariomycetes; Hypocreales; Hypocreaceae
Exons: 2
Molecular function (GO): protein binding
Source: RefSeq, a predicted model, not a curated record
AGAUGCCUUUCAUCGGCUCGGCCUUAUCCAUCGACAGGCUGCUGGGGCUGCACCUGUUCGACAGCCUCAGCGGCCUCGGCGUGGCUGGCCAGAGCCCAGGCCACAAACUCCCGCCAGCCACAGCACCCGUUAGCGCUCUUAGUGCGCCGCGCACCGCUACAAAUCGCCCCGCCACGGCCGCUGCCUUCCAGCCUCUGCGAUCGACCUCCCGCAACCUCAAUCCUGCUUCUGCCUCUGCCUCUGCAUCGCCCUUCCGCACCACCAGCGCCAGCCCGUCCUCGCUCGCAUUGUCAUCAGCCUUCAGCCUGCUCGGCAUCGUCUCCCCCAGCGCUGAACCGUCUCCGCCUCCCCCCGAAGCUGCGUCCCGCCCGCCGGGUCCCAUCGCAUCGUGGCCAAUGGCUCAGCUACCGGUCGAGAUCUUCGAGCUCAUCACUCGCUAUCUGACCCGGGCCGAGAUCCAGACGCUUCGCCUCGUGUGCCGGGAGUUCGAGGCCAAAGUCUCUGCCCAAUACUUCCGCAAUGUCGUCGUGCCCUUCCGCUCGGAGCUCUACACCAACCUCGACCGCGACGAGAACACUGUCAUCGCGUCGCGCCUCUUCUCCAAUGGCAUGCGCAUCUUCGAGUCCUUUGGCCCUCACAUCCUUCGCUUUGCCCUGUCGCUUGAGCUGGACGAGUUCACGCUGGCCUAUCCGCCUGUGAAGCCUGCCCAGGAGGCCGUGCCCGCCUUCUGGGGCAUCUAUCGAUGGCCUCACGCAACCUACCACCGCUAUAGGGACCUUGAGGGCCUGGAGCAGACCGCCGAUGAAACCGACAGCAUGAAGAAGGCCCUGCGUUGCCUGACAAAGGUUACGAAUCUGGGUCUCUGCUGCGAUGCUGGACUGGGCUUCCUUGUCGGCCCUGAUCAGGCUGUGCAGAAGAUGAAUAACCCCGAUCCUGUUUUCAACACAAGCUACUCCCGCCAGGAGGGUCGCUUCGAGAGCGACGAUGCGGUUACCGUAUCGGACUUCAAUGGCAUGCCGCGAGAUCUUACCAGUGCCACUGCUCAGCAUGAUAACUUCAAGCGCCGGGUUCUGGAGAAGAUGAUUUCUGACGCCGGAUUUGCUGGCUACUACAUCCAAGAAGCCAUUGACCUGCUGCUCGAGACCGAGGGCGUGACGCUCUCCAAUAUCGAUUUUGAUGAGCGAGAAGUCAUCCCUCAUCGCCAGCGCCGGGCUGAGAACCAGUCCUCCUCGCGGGACUCGACGUCAGAUCCCAACAGCCGACAGCCUCUCAUCCCAACCAACCUCACGCGGGCACAGAAGGAGCUGCUUCUCGAGUUGGAGUGGGCCCAUCGUGCCAUGAUUCAGUCCUAUGUGAUCAGCAUCAUCGAUAAUGCUCAAGAUGGCUGCUUCAGCAACCUGACCAACAUCACCAUUGCCAAGAUUCCAAGCGCUCACGUCCACAUCCUGUGCCGCAAGGAGCUCUGGGAGAGUAUUCCCAAAGUCAAGAACGUCUCCCUGGCCGUCAUUGCGGACUGGAGAAGGAUUUCCAAGCCCUCCCCUGGUGUUGUGGCCGACACGCACGUGUCUCCCCUUGAUGCCGUGAGCAAGGUCUACAACCUUCUCAACCAUUACAUUGGACAGCAGCAGAACAUUGAGACCCUUCACUUCGAGUGGAUCUGCGGCGGGGAAUUUGCCAGGGGCCCGUAUCAGCGCAAUCAAUACAUCUUGCCGGCCCCUUUCGCUGAUUCGCCAGAGCUGAUGAGCUCUGUUGACGGCGCAAAGGACCCUGACAGGCUCUUGGACCUGCCCUAUGUCAAGGAGUUCUCUCUCAAGAACUGCUGGGUCUCCCCGCAUGUUUUGAUGCAGACCAUCCGUAACAUGGCGCUGCACUCCCUUGAGCGGCUGGAGUUUGAGUCCGUCUCCCUUUCGGGACCGCCCGUCUUUGCCUCUCAGCCAGUCAAUGUUGCCCAAGUUGCCGAGGAUGUUGGCCUUCCUCUUCCGCCAAUCUUCCCUGGUGGUGUGGCUCCCAUGAUUGCAGGCCCCGUUGGAGAACCGGCUGCUGCCAUGUUCGUCCAGCCACCCCCGGCGCCUCAGCCGCCAUCCGACGAGCAGCAGAGCGAUAGGCUUGUGUUGCCGGAGCUGUUCUCCUGGGCCGGCUUCUGCGAGCACUUCAGCCCUGGCAUCAAGAUGCGCAUGCUUCCCCGAUUCCGCGAGACGGCGAUCGAUGGAACCGUCAGGCCAGAGGACCUCGCUUUGCCCCUGGAAAAGGACCUUGCCCCUUUUCUACCGCAUGCCGACCAGCUCGCUGCUGACGAGACUCAGUACAACUUGAGCUCAAUCACCUUCAAAUCGUGUGGCUAUGUCUUCCUUGACGUGCGCAACCUCGACUUCAGGGCACUUCUGCCUCCUGAGGGCCAAGCUGCCCAUGCCUUUGUCAACAGUCUCCGGCAUGACAUCUUUCACUCUAUGCAAUACUGCAAAGAUAAGCUCCUCGGCCGUAUUCUGCCGUACAUUCUGCCUUCGGAGUGGAAGACGCUUGAGACCGUGUUCUUGAUGGAGCGGGGCUGGGGCAACUUGUACAGCUCGCGGGUGUCCGACGAUGCCAUUGCCGACGGAUUCGAAUAUCCGGGCAUGGGCCGCUUUUCUGGGACCGUGGAGAAACUCGACGAUGCUCAAGACAUCGAGAUGCUUGGAUAG